AUAGGCUUAAACAUGUUUUCCCACCUUCUGGUGGCAUCGGGUGCUGCCUUCAUCGUACUUUGCGGAAUUUGUGCAGCCGAACGCUCUUGGGAAUAUGAGCCAAAAUCUGUGACGGGAACCUCCUCCGACGAAGAGAAACUGAAAUUAUCGUUUCGGGUGGAUCGAGUCAGCCGCGGUGAAUACGCCGUGUCCGGUGAAAUAAACUGGAAUUAUGAUGUCCAUGACGACACUAUGAUUGAGGCGCUGUGUUAUCGAAGCAAUACUGGUGGUAACGAUUAUAAACUAACGCCAUGGUCUAUUCCCUAUCAAAAACUUGAUGAUUUCCUUGAAAAGUUCUACGAAAAUUUGAUCGUAAAAAACGUUGGACAUUGCUCAAAUAUUCCGAAAUUUGGGAAAAAAUAUACGCCCCCAUGGCCGAAGAAUCGAUAUAUAUUUGAUCGCUGUGUGAUUAAUGGUGAUGGUUUCCCUGAAACAGCGCCUGACGGUUUUUACAAAGUAGUUGCCAAUAUUACCGGUGAGGUUCAAUGGGUACUUACAUUUGUGGUCAAAGUGACAACAAAAUUGUUUUAA
Messenger RNA from Scaptodrosophila lebanonensis, 570 nucleotides. RefSeq lists its product as uncharacterized. The transcript has 3 exons. The coding region runs from base 13 to 570 and encodes 185 amino acids. The record is from RefSeq and is a predicted model, not a curated record. NCBI's taxonomy places the organism in Eukaryota, Metazoa, Arthropoda, Insecta, Diptera, Drosophilidae.